This is a messenger RNA of Closterium sp. Naga37s-1, 4053 nucleotides long. The record is from the annotation of a GenBank genome assembly. NCBI's taxonomy places the organism in Eukaryota, Viridiplantae, Streptophyta, Zygnematophyceae, Desmidiales, Closteriaceae.
AUGGGUGGAGAUGUGAGACCCAUGCUCACUCUUUCCAUCACCCCGCCCCAUUCUCCCGCUUUCCAUCACCCCGCCCCAUGCUCCCUCUUUCCAUCACCCCGCCCCAUUCUCCCUCUUUCCAUCACCCCGCCCCAUUCUCCCUCUUUCCAUCACCCCGCCCCAUUCUCCCUCUUUCCAUCACCCCGCCCCAUUCUCCCUCUUUCCAUCACACCGCCCCAUUCUCCCUCUUUCCAUCACCCCGCCCCAUUCUCCCUCUUUCCAUCACCCCGCCCCAUUCUCCCGCUUUCCAUCACCCCGCCCCAUUCUCCCGCUUUCCAUCACCCCGCCCCAUUCUCCCGCUUUCCAUCACCCCGCCCCAUUCUCCCUCUUUCCAUCACCCCGCCCAAUUCUCCCUCUUUCCAUCACCCCGUCCCAUUGUCCCGCUUUCAAUCACCCCGCCCCAUUCUCCCGCUUUCCAUCACCCCGCCCCAUUCUCCCUCUUUCCACCACCCCGCCCCAUUCUCCCUCUUUCCAUCACCCCGUCCCAUUCUCCCUCUUUCCAUCACACCGCCCCAUUCUCCCUCUUUCCAUCACCCCGCCCCAUUCUCCCUCUUUCCAUCACCCCGCCCCAUUCUCCCUCUUUCCAUCACCCCGCCCAAUUCUCCCUCUUUCUAUCACCCCGCCCCAUUCUCCCUCUUUCCAUCACCCCGCCCCAUUCUCCCGCUUUCCAUCACCCCGCCCCAUUCUCCCUCUUUCCAUCACCCCUUCCCAUUCUCCCGCUUUCUAUCACCCCGCCCCAUUCUCCCUCUUUCCAUCACCCCGCGCCAUUCUUCCUCUUUCCAUCACCCCGCCCAAUUCUACCUCUUUCUGUCACCCCGCCCCAUUCUCUCUCUUUCCAUCACCGCGCCCAAUUCUCCCUCUUUCCAUCACCCCGCCCCAUUCUUCCUCUUUCCAUCACCCCGCCCAAUUCUUCCUCUUUCCGUCACCCCGAUCCGUUCUCCCUCUUUCCAUCACCCCGCCCCAUUCUCCCUCUUUCCAUCACCCCGCCCCAUUCUCCCGCUUUCCAUCACCCCGCCCCAUUCUCCCGCUUUCCAUCACCCCGCCCAAUUCUCCCUCUUUCCAUCACCCCGCCCCAUUCUCCCGCUUUCCAUCACCCCGGCACAUUCUCCUGCUUUCCAUCACCCCGGCCCUCUCUCCCUCUUUCCAUCACCCCGCCCCAUUCUCCCUCUUUCCAUCACCCCUUCCCAUUCUCCCGCUUUCUAUCACCCCGCCCCAUUCUCCCUCUUUCCAUCACCCCGCCCCAUUCUCCCGCUUUCCAUCACCCCGCCCCAUUCUCCCUCUUUCCAUCACCCCGUCCCAUUCUCCCGCUUUCUAUCACCCCGCCCCAUUCUCCCUCUUUCCAUCACCCCGCCCCAUUCUUCCUCUUUCCAUCACCCCGCCCAAUUCUCCCUCUUUCCAUCACCCCGCCACAUUCUCUCUCUUUCCAUCACCCCGCCCAAUUCUCCCUCUUUCCAUCACCCCGCCUCGUUCUCCCGCUUUCCAUCACCCCGCCCCAUUCUCCCGCUUUCCAUCACCCCGCCCCAUUCUCCCGCUUUCUAUCACCCCGCCCCAUUCUCCCGCUUUCCAUCACCCCGCCCCAUUCUCCCUCUUUCCAUCACCCCGCCCCAUUCUCCCUCUUUACAUCACCCCGCCCCAUUCUCCCGCUUCCCAUCACCCCGCCCCAUUCUCCCUCUUUCCAUCACCCCGUCCCAUUCUCCCGCUUUCUAUCACCCCGCCCCAUUCUCCCUCUUUCCAUCACCUCGCCCCAUUCUUCAUCUUUCCAUCACCCCGCCCAAUUCUCCCUCUUUCCAUCACCCCGCCCCAUUCUCUCUCUUUCCAUCACCCCGCCCAAUUCUCCGUCUUUCCAUCACCCCGCCCCAUUCUCCCGCUUUCCAUCACCCCGCCCCAUUCUCCCGCUUUCCAUCACCCGGCCCAAUUCUCCCUCUUUCCAUCACCCCGCCCCAUUCUCCCGCUUUCCAUCACCCCGCCCCAUUCUCCCGCUUUCCAUCACCCCGCCCCAUUCUCCCUCUUUCUAUCACCCCGUCCCAUUCUCCCGCUUUCUAUCACCCCGCCCCAUUCUCCCUCUUUCCAUCACCCCGCCCCAUUCUUCCUCUUUCCAUCACCCCGCCCAAUUUUACCUCUUUCCAUCACCCCGCCCCAUUCUCCCUCUUUCCAUCACCCCUUCCCAUUCUUCCGCUUUCUAUCACCCCGCCCCAUUCUCCCUCUUUCCAUCACCCCGCCCCAUUCUUCCUCUUUCCAUCACCCCGCCCAAUUCUCCCUCUUUCUGUCACCCCGCCCCAUUCUCUCUCUUUCCAUCACCGCGCCCAAUUCUCCCUCUUUCCAUCACCCCGCCCCAUUCUUCCUCUUUCCAUCACCCCGCCCAAUUCUUCCUCUUUCCGUCACCCCGAUCCGUUCUCCCUCUUUCCAUCACCCCGCCCCAUUCUCCCUCUUUCCAUCACCCCGCCCCAUUCUCCCGCUUUCCAUCACCCCGCCCCAUUCUCCCGCUUUCCAUCACCCCGCCCAAUUCUCCCUCUUUCCAUCACCCCGCCCCAUUCUCUCUCUUUUUAUCACCCCGCCCAAUUCUCCCUCUUUCCAUCACCCCGCCCCAUUCUCCCGCUUUCCAUCACCCCGCCCCAUUCUCCCGCUUUCCAUCACCCCGCCCCAUUCUCCCGCUUUCCAUCACCCCGCCCCAUUCUCCCUCUUUCCAUCACCCCGCCCCAUUCUCCCGCUUUCCAUCACCCCGCCCCAUUCUCCCUCUUUCCAUCACCCCGCCCCAUGCUCCCUCUUUCCAUCACCCCGCCCCAUUCUCCCUCUUUCCAUCACCCCGGACCAAUCUCCCGCUUUCCAUCACCCCGCCCCAUUCUCCCGCUUUCCAUCACCCCGCCCCAUUCUCCCUCUUUCCAUCACCCCGCCCCAUUCUCCCGCUGUCCAUCACCCCGCCCAAUUCUCCCGCUUUCCAUUACCCCGCCCCAAUCUCCCUCUUUCCAUCACCCCGCCCCAUUCUCCCGCUUUCCAUCACCCCGCCCCAUUCUCCCGCUUUCCAUCACCCCGGCACAUUCUCCUGCUUUCCAUCACCCCGGCCCUCUCUCCCUCUUUCCAUCACCCCGCCCCAUUCUCCCUCUUUCCAUCACCCCGACCCAUUCUCCCGCUUUUCAUCACCCCGCCCCAUUCUCCCGCUUUCCAUCACCCCACCCCAUUCUCCUGCGUUCCAUCACCCCGCCCUAUUCUCCCUCUUUCCAUUACCCCGCCCCAUUCUCCCGCUUUCCAUUACACCGCCCCAUUCUUCCCCUUUCCAUCACCCCGCCCCAUUCUCCCUCUUUCCAUCACCCCGCCCCAUUCUCCCUCUUUCCAUCACCCCGCCCCAUUCUCCCGCUUUCCAUCACCCCGCUCCAUUCUCCCGCUUUCCAUCACCCCGCCCCAUUCUCCCGUUUUCCAUCACCCCGCCCCAUUCUCCCGCUUUCCAUCGCCCCGCCCCAUUCUCCCGCUUUCCAUCACCCCGCCCCAUUCUCCCUCUUUCCAUCACCCCGCCCCAUUCUCCAGCUUUCCAUCACCCCGCCCCAUUCUCCCUCUUUCCAUCACCCCGCCCAAUUCUCCCUCUUUCCAUCACCCCGCCCCAUUCUCCCGCUUUCCAUCACCCCGCCCCAUUCUCCUGCUUUCCAUCACCUCGCCCCAUUCUCCCUCUUUCCAUCACCCCGCCCCAUUCUCCCUCUUUCCAUCACCCCGUCCCAUUCUUCUGCUUUCCAUCACCCCGCCCCAUUCUCCCUCUUUCCAUCACUCCGCCCCAUUCUCCCUCCUUCCAUCACCUCCCGCUUUCCAUCACCCCGCCCCGUUCUCCCGCUUUCCAUCACCCCGCCCCAUUCUCCGGCUUUCCAUCACCCCGCCCCAUUCUCCCGCUUUCCACCACCCCGCCCCAUUCUCCCGCUUUCCAUCACCCCGCCCCAUUCUCCCGCUUUCCAUCACCCCGCCCCAUUCUCCCUCUUUCCAUCAACCCGCCCCAUUCUCCCGCUUUCCAUCACCCCGCCCCAUUCUGUCUGA